Molecule: messenger RNA, 360 nt
Organism: Aphanomyces astaci
Lineage: Eukaryota; Oomycota; Saprolegniomycetes; Saprolegniales; Verrucalvaceae
Exons: 1
Coding region: 1-360 (119 amino acids)
Source: RefSeq, a predicted model, not a curated record
AUGUUGACGGACAUGAACGGCGAGUUGCAGUUGGACCUUCUGUAUCGGGAGGAACUACGGUCGGAACGAAAAGUUCUCGAAGGGACGGCCGCCGAACUCGUCAGUGCUCAGGCCGCGUUAGCUCAAGAACGGUUUCGGCUUGACGAGACCAAACGGGGUUUUGCAGCCAAGGUGGCCGACGAGCGUGCCCUGUUUGACGAGGAGCGCCUAUCGUGGUUGACGCAGUUGUCAAACGACCGUUCACAAGCGGAUUUGGAGCGUCGUGAGAUAAACAUCGCGAUGCAGGCGGAACGAUCGCGACUUCUGUCAGAACGGCUGGAACUGCUUCGCGUGCGCCAGCAACCCCGGACCAACCCAUAG